AUGUCUGGGUUUCUGUUUAAACUUAAACCAAAAAAGGCCGAAUCGAAAAACAAACUAGGAUUUCUGCUCGGGGGCCAGAAGAAAGAUGUACCGAAAAAGAAGAAUGCAUUUGCAAAUGAGUCUGACUCGGAAGAUGAGGAGAAUAAGAAAACAGUCAUCGAAUCUUUUGAUCCUAAGGCCGAGGCAAAAGCCAACAAAACAGAAUCUCUUGUCAUCAAACCGAGUUUUUUGAGCCGCAGGAUACCCACAAAACCAGAACUCCCACGAGAAAGGGCAGCGGAUGUCAUCGAAGCUUCUGGAGAUCUCGACAGCCAAGCGAGACUAGCAGUUAUGAAUGGGGUCACCAUAAGCAGCGGGCCUGUCAUCGAAACCCCAAACCCACGGGUAGGUGAUGCAGAAGAUAUGACUACUGAGUCUUACGAUGAGGUGCCAGUCGAAGAAUUUGGAAUGGCUCUUCUAAGAGGAAUGGGAUGGAAUGGAAAGCUGGCUGUCACCAAACCUCAGACAAAUACGGCAAAACGUAAGCAAGGUUUGCUUCUUGGAAUUGGAGCCAAAGCUUUGAAAGACGAAGAUUUGGCCCAAGAACUUCUCAGCUCCAAGGCCAAGUUCAGCGUUCCUUUGGUGAAAAAGAGCCUCGAAGAGAAGUAG
Messenger RNA from Yamadazyma tenuis ATCC 10573, 648 nucleotides. The record is from RefSeq and is a predicted model, not a curated record. Lineage: Eukaryota; Fungi; Ascomycota; Pichiomycetes; Serinales; Debaryomycetaceae.